AUGGUAUACGUAUCCUCGGCCUUCUCCCCUCUGCCAUUCUGUGCAGGCGUGUUGAGAAUCUACGGCUACGUGGCUGUGGUGGGGGCGGUGAUCUUUGUCGUUAUCCAGCUUGUCAGCAUGCUCAACUUCGUCUUUGUGUGGAAUGACACGUGGCAGGCAAACAAGAAAUGCAGGGGCGGCAGCAUCUACCAUCAUCUACCUUUUAAUCAUACCCUCAUCCCUUCCUCCCCUCUUCCCACUUUCUUCCCUGCCCCCCCUUCCAACCUCUCUCUUGCCCGAGCCUGUCUAGCUCAGGCACGUGUUGGCAGCAGUGGUAACCGGAGCAUGUCACUUGGCAGUGGCAGCAGCAGCAGCGCUCAUGUGCCUAUUCUUAAUGCCUUCCUCCCUUAUUCCCCUUUCCUGUUCCCCCCAAACCCCUCUCUUGCUCCAACGUGCCUAUCCCUCAGGCACGUGUUGGCAGCAGUGGUAACCGGAGUAUGUUACGUGGCAGUGGCGCCAGCAGCUGCACUCAUGCAUCUCUUCUUCGCGCCCUCCUCCUCCUGCUCGCUCAAUCUCUUCUUUCACUCUCCUCCCACCACUCAGGCACGUGAUGGCAGCAGUGGUAACCGGAGUGUGUUACCUGGCAGUGACAGCAGCAGCAGCGCUCAUGCAUUUCUUCUUCGUGCCCUCCUCCCCUCCCCUCUUUCUCACCUGUCUUAUCCCUCAGGCACGUGUUGGCAGCAGUGGUAA
This is a messenger RNA of Closterium sp. Naga37s-1, 729 nucleotides long. The record is from the annotation of a GenBank genome assembly. Lineage: Eukaryota; Viridiplantae; Streptophyta; Zygnematophyceae; Desmidiales; Closteriaceae.